Molecule: messenger RNA, 1422 nt
Organism: Ostreococcus tauri
Lineage: Eukaryota; Viridiplantae; Chlorophyta; Mamiellophyceae; Mamiellales; Bathycoccaceae
Product: unnamed product
Exons: 1
Coding region: 1-1422 (473 amino acids)
Source: RefSeq, a predicted model, not a curated record
AUGGAGCGCAUCGCCCGCGCGCGCGCCGAACGCGGGCGUGGAAAUAUAUCCACGCGCGCGGCGAAGUCUCGGGUCCAGCGCGUCGUCGCGCGACCGCAAGGACAGGGGUCGUUGGCGCAGCAGCACCUGGGUCAAAUAGCUCCGGGUUCGGUGUUGUCCAAAGCGAUCGAUCGAGCGAAGGGUUCGAUCGAUUGGGGGAAGAUGGCGUCGGAUGUCUCGUCUCUCGAUGCGUCGUCGUCCGCGGUGGCGAAGUCGCCGGCGCUCGGGUUGGUCCUGGGCGAGCUCGGACUCGCGGACGGGGACGCGGAGCGACUGGCGAGCAAGGUGCGGGCGACGGAGGACUAUGGAUCGUUCGCGCUGCAGCGAACGCUCGGGAUGAAGGCGGUGAUCACAUUAGGGGCUACGCGGGGGGGGGUGACGGACGCGAAGACGCGGUGCGCGAUCGGGAGGGUGAUCAGCGACUCCUCGAGCGAGGACUCGUUGUUCGCCGUGUUCGCUCGACGCGCGAGCAAGGAUUUGGACGCGUUCGUGAGCGGGGUCUCGGAAGAUUUGCAAAGGAUCGCGAGUGAAUCGUUAAGUUCUGAAGAUCUGGACCGCACGAAGAACUGGUACGCCGCGAGCGUGUCGCCGGCGCACUUUUCAUUUGUUCAAAAUCAGGUCCGCCGAGCGUGCUCUUCUUCAAACGCCGACACGAAAAAUGUCAAGGUGGUUCCGGUGCUGAUUCCGGUCAUGGAUGGGAAAUCCACGAGGGGUACUUUCGGCGGUGCCUUAGACGGCGCAGACGACGACGAGGACGACGACGAUGGGUUCAUGUUCGGAAAGAAGAGCAAGAAGAAGAAAAAGGCGAAAUCAACCUCCGCCGCUGCUUCCUCGACAUCAUCCGAGCCGCAAACAGUCUCCGAUCUCCUAACGAAGAUGGUUUCCCAACGCGUCGGUUCGCAGCGUGAACCGACGUUCCCCGAGCUCGAGAUGUCCUGGGGACAGACGACCGCCGCGGAGGUCGGCGGCGCCGUGUUGCAGCUCGUCGCAGAGGCCCCGGCGAAGUCGGUGGUGAUCCUUCCCUCCGAGCUCAUUCGCGCCACGAUCUCCUUUGAUGCCGAUGCAUCGGGCGUAAACGCCGUGGGCGCACGCGCGGUAUCGAUCGAACAAGUCGCGAGCGACGCCUCCAUCAUUGGCGAUGACGUCUCAUCGACGCUCUGGGUCACCUUUGAUCCGGACGACGCGUCCAAGUCCGCCGAGACGUUCAAGCGAGCGCUAGAAAACAUUCGCAGUCGCAAUAUCCCUAUCGUCAACGCUGUUUUCGCUCUCGUUCCCGAGAUCGAGUCCUGCGACGCCGAGAACGGCCCGGCGGAUGCCGUCUCGCUCGCCGCCUCGGUAUCCAGCCGAGCGCACGCCGCAUUCGUCUCCGAUGACGACGAGUGA